This is a messenger RNA of Neltuma alba, 1397 nucleotides long. RefSeq names its product zinc finger protein CONSTANS-LIKE 2. The transcript is spliced from 2 exons. Gene Ontology annotation, biological process: regulation of photoperiodism, flowering; regulation of flower development. Gene Ontology annotation, cellular component: nucleus. Gene Ontology annotation, molecular function: DNA-binding transcription factor activity; protein binding; zinc ion binding. The record is from RefSeq and is a predicted model, not a curated record. Lineage: Eukaryota; Viridiplantae; Streptophyta; Magnoliopsida; Fabales; Fabaceae. Bases 26 to 1153 code for a protein of 375 amino acids.
AACAUUUCAACAACGCAGAAGAAGGAUGCUGAAAGAAGGCAGUGGCAAUGGCGUCAGCAGUAAUAAUAGCUGGGCACGUAUCUGUGACACCUGCCGCUCUGCUCCCUGUGCUGUCUACUGCCGCGCCGACAUGGCUUACCUCUGUACCGGCUGCGACUCCCGCAUCCACGCAGCCAACCGCGUCGCCUCCCGCCACGAGCGAGUCUGGGUUUGCGAGGCUUGUGAACGAGCCCCCGCUGCGUUUCUCUGCAAAGCCGACGCUGCCUCCCUCUGCUCCGAAUGCGACGCCGACAUCCACUCCGCCAAUCCCCUGGCCAGCCGUCACCACCGCGUCCCCAUUCUCCCCAUCCACGGGCCUCCUUCCCCGGGGUCUGCUCCUGAGGGGGAUGAUGGUUUUCUAGCUCAAGGGGGCGAUGAGGCGGAGGAGGAGGAGGUUGUUGAUGAAGAGGAUGAAGACGAGGCUGCCUCCUGGUUGUUGCUGAAUCCUGUCAAGAACAACAACCACAACAACACUAGCAAUUCCAACACCAACAACAACAAUCAGAGCAAUGGAUUUUUGUUUGGUUCUGGGGAGGUUGAUGAUUAUUUGGACCUCAUGGAUUGCAAUUCAUGUGCUGAAAAUCAGUUGACCGAUCAUUACAAUCAGCAGCAACAUUAUGGUGUUCCUCAGAAGAACUAUGCCGGUGACAGUGUUGUUCCGGUUCAGCAGCAGCAGCAGCAUUUCCAGUUGGGUUUGGACUUUGAUUCAUCAAGAACUGACUACAGUGCUUUCAACGGUUCCGUUACUCAAAAUGUUUCGAUGUCGUCAAUAGAUGUUGGCAUUGUACCGGAAUCAACUAUCAGCGAUGGCUCGAUUUCCCAUUCAAGACCUCCAAAAGGGACAAUUGACCUUUUCUCUGGGCCUCCAAUUCAGAUACCUUCGCAGCUCAGUCCGAUGGACAGGGAGGCUAGGGUGUUAAGAUACAGAGAGAAGAAGAAGACAAGAAAGUUUGAGAAGACAAUAAGGUAUGCCUCUAGGAAGGCUUAUGCAGAGACCAGACCUCGCAUCAAAGGUCGAUUUGCAAAGAGAACAGAGGUAGAAGCUGAAGUGGACCAGAUGUUCUCUACUUCUCUAAUGACGGAUGCUGGAUAUGGCAUUGUUCCUUCUUUCUGAUCAUGAGCUGCAGUAUGUGUCGGAGAAGUCUCAGAAUAGAAACCUCGACAAAUUUAUGCAUUAAUCUUCUUACUAAUGUUCUGUCCGUCUUUAUUAUAUAUAUAUAUAUGUAAUAAAAUCAUAUAUUUAUUAGUUUGCAAAUGUAUGUUUUAUAGAUUUCUUGGUUGACUUUUUGGAUGGUUCAUUCUAUUUGUAAAUACAAUCCUUCCAUCAAAUCAAUAGACUGCAUCCAAGAUUUUGAAAA